Strongylocentrotus purpuratus (purple sea urchin) is the source of this 3556-nucleotide messenger RNA. RefSeq names its product phosphatidylinositol N-acetylglucosaminyltransferase subunit C. Gene Ontology annotation, cellular component: membrane; glycosylphosphatidylinositol-N-acetylglucosaminyltransferase (GPI-GnT) complex. Gene Ontology annotation, biological process: GPI anchor biosynthetic process. The transcript has 9 exons. Lineage: Eukaryota; Metazoa; Echinodermata; Echinoidea; Camarodonta; Strongylocentrotidae. The record is from RefSeq and is a predicted model, not a curated record. Bases 170 to 1018 code for a protein of 282 amino acids.
CGACUUGGUUUUGUGAAGAAAAAGAAAAAGUUUUGUUUUUUCAAGCUCAGUGAAGCAUCAAAUAACUUUUAAGACCUCUUGUAGCUUGACAGUCACAAACGAUUCUAAUUUGUUGUGGUUGAUGUUAAAGGACUGUUUGUAACGUGAAUCGUUGGUAUCAGAUGUCACCAUGGUUACCAAGAAAUGGGCCAAGAUCCUGUACAGGGAGCAGGGAGUCCCAGACAACUAUGUAGAUGACUCGUUCUUAGACGAACUAAAGAAGAAUUUGCACACAAGGACCUAUGAGUAUUGGAAUGUUGUGUAUGAAACCGGAGUGGUUACCCAACAGCUGAGCAGUGUGUGCAUGUUUGUAGUGGCGUACAUCUUUAUGUUCACUGGCCGACUGUCUCCUUCAUCCUUGCUAUGCGUCAGCGGGUGGCUCACCCUGUGUGGAUAUCCUGUGUUUCGAUGGCUGGAGAGGUCAGACGACAAGGUCAAAGUUCAAAGGUCUGCUCUGGAUGACCUGCGCUCAAGCUGUAUCUUCCUCACAUUCUCAUUCGGGAUGUCCCCGAUACUGAAGACCCUGACUGAUUCCAUCAGUACAGAUACCAUCUACGCCAUGACAGUGUUUAUGUUAUUGGGUAAUCUGAUCUUCUAUGACUAUGGUACUACUAAAGUUGUUGCAUCUCAGCAUCUCUCCCUGAACGCAUCAAUAUUUGCCUCGGUGUGCCUUGCAUCGAGACUACCCACGACACUCCAUGCCUUUGCCACUGUCAUUCUUGCCAUGCAACUCUUUGCCCUGUGGCCCACACUUAGGAAGAGAUUAAAGAAAGAGGUUCCAUGGACCCACUCCAUUAUGACAUGGGUCAGUGCUGGUGUUGCUUUCAUCGCUCUGUACUCUGUGACAGUUGUUCCUGCCAUAGCGUUUGGAUUAGCUCACCUCUUUAUAACCUACAUCUGCCCUCUAUGGCUCAUAAGAUUACAACCAUACAAGAAUAAUAUCCAUGGUCCGUGGGAUGAAGCUAUUAUACAACACUAGCAGCACUCACAUCCGCUGAAUUCACCAAUUAAAGUCUUUCACAACUAUGGACAGCUUUCUGAACAUGCAAAUGCUAUAUCACAAGAAUUCAUCUCUAGCAGCACAGCCGAUGAAUUUAUCUAUCAAGUCUAUAUAUGGACGGCUCUCUGAACAUGUGACUGCUUUACUAUACCACAGAGAUAAAACAAUAGCAGCACAUGAUGAGUUCAUACAUGUAUAUUUUGUUUCUUUUCACACCAAUAGAAAACUUUCUAUACAUGCAUCUGAUAUAUGUGGAAAUCACAGCAUCUCUUCAUAGAAGAAAACUAGAUGCCAUGUACAAAUAAAUUAUAUGUGCAAACGAUUGUGGUAGAAAGUGUGUUAUAUCUGUAGCUUUUAAUAACAACGAUCAAAGAAAGAUUUGAGCAAGUAGUCUUAACCAUGCUGUCUUGUGUACUCAUACUGUGCUUUUCACUGAAUUUGAUUUCCCACAAUCUGCAUCGAUACAGUAUUGGCUGGUCCAAACAACUCAUUAACUGUAAUAUGAUGAACGAUUCACAAUUCAGAUUUCAGAACUACCUUUAAGUCAGUUUCAUUGAUAUGCAAUAUGCAAUUACUAUACAAAUAAGUGUCCUUCUUUGCCUUUGAGGAGCAUUGUGAUUUCCCAUUCAGGAUGAGGCCAAGCCUGUCAUUCCUUCAAAUUACAGAACUGGAAUGGUGAAUGAUGAUAACAACUAGAUAUAUCUGUGUUUCUACCUCCAUUCUAGUCCUGCUAGAAUGGAUUUGCCAAACUUGAAUCCCAUUUUUUACCAUUGAUUUCUUUUCUUUUUUAAGAAAUGAGGAAUGAUUACCAGUAUGCCAUUGUUUAUAUUGAAAAACUUUCUGAUCUGGAAUCAUAUUUCAAAAGUAACAAUGUGUGUUAUUUGAGAUUUCUACUUUGUCCUUCAUGGAGAGCAUUUUAUCAUCAAAAUGGCAUAGUACUUUUUUGUGAACAGAGGACCCCAUUUUAGGGACUGAUUUUAAGGUUUUAGGCAAGAACUUUGAAGAUUUAUUUGUGCAAGUCCCUCACAUAUUAUUCUAAAGGAGGCCUUUUUAAAACUGGGCUGGUUCCAGUAACCUCCUUUAAAAUUGUCAUUACCAGUAUAUGUUAUUAUUAUUUUGUAUAGAUUUUGUUUAUGAAUUUGCAAAAUAAAUAAGUGUAAGUGGAUUAUAUAUUUUUUUGUCCAUUUUGUGUUUUUCUGUAGAUUUAUGUGUUUGAUAAAUCAGAUAUACAAUUGUAUUUUACCUGUUGGUAGAUAGGAGCCCUUUAUGAACCAAGAGAAAAAAAGUUUGAAUGUCUUAAAAUGUUUAAAGAUCGCAUCAGAUAAAAAUGCAUCUUUAUAUCAAUGGAAAGUGGAAUGUAUGUAGAAUACAAAUAUUGGAAUUACAAAUAUUUUUCCUUUCAGCAUUGCACAAGAACCUCAUUUUCUGCACCCCUCCAAAUUAAUGCAAGUCAAUGUGAAUAUGCAUACUCCACAUAAGAUGAUGUCAUCAAGUCCAAAGCUAGUUAACAGGUCAACAAUUUCAAAUUUCCAAAGCUUUAGAUUUCAACCUCGUUGGAAAAAGUCUUUAGGGCUAAGGGAUUACCUUGUUACAUUGAAACCUCCCCUGAUAGGUCAGAGCUUCAAAACAAAAGAAUUAGGAAAAUGGGACAAGCAUAUUCUGAGUGUUUGUUUCAACAGUGUUGAUUGCGAGGCUCUGUUGUUCAGGUUAUGGUUUCUGUUGAAGCAAGAAUCGGAUUCACAGAUAGAACAGGUAUGCGAGGGUGUGUAUAAGUCUCUUUGUUCAUUGUGAUAUUUAGGAAUGGCGGUGAUAUAUAUAUGCAAAAAUCAACAAUUUCAAUGGAUGAUUACCAACACACUGUAACUAAACUAAAGUUUAAGAUUUUCAUCCUCUUCAUGCUUCACCCUCCCAAUUUUACAUUGUAAUGCCCCUUUCUCUAUCAGUCUGCAUCACUUCCUCCAUUUCUCAAUUGUUUACCUUCCAUUCUAUCUAACCCAUAUCUAAUACUCCUCUCUCUCUCUCUCUCUUUAAGAUAUUGAUAUCUUCCAAUCAUAUCAUUUUCUCUCCAUUUUACCUUAAAAUUGCUCAAUUUCAUUGAUUUCUCUACCUAUCAUUGUCUCAAUCUCUCUCUUUCUCUCCCUCUCUCUCUUUUUUUUUUGUAUAUCACUUUCUCUUCAUUGAGUUCUCUCAACCAUUUUCAAUUCCUACAUCUUCCACAUACCUCACUUUGUGUCAUCUUAAUAUCCAACUACUAUCAUUGUUUCUAUACCAUAUAUCCCAUCUUUAGUGUAUAAAUGACAACAAAACAUUGAAAUUCUGACACAAAUGAACACUCGGCACUUUUUGAAUUCCUUGUGAAACCGUACAUGUUUCUAAACAAUAAAGCACUUUUAGAACUAAUCUUUAAGAUCUACAUGUAAUUAAGAAUGAUCUGGCACAAACUUACAUGGAAAUCUUUUAUUUCUACUGAAACAAAACUAUUGAAACAGUGAUUCCAAAUAAAAUAAAGGACAGAUA